Messenger RNA from Staurois parvus, 1291 nucleotides. The record is from the annotation of a GenBank genome assembly. NCBI's taxonomy places the organism in Eukaryota, Metazoa, Chordata, Amphibia, Anura, Ranidae.
AUGCUGCGCUCCAGGGUGCUGUCAUUUGCUAAGAAGUGCUAUGUGAUGUGUAGGCGGGAGGUGCACAGUGCCCAGACCUCCAGGACAGAGGAGGAGGCUGCUGUCUAUGUACAUUGGCCGUACUGUGAGAAGCGCUGCACUUACUGUAACUUCAACAAGUACAUUGCCCAGUCUGACAACGAAGGUGCCAUCCGGGCCUGUCUGCUGCAAGAAGCUUCCACUUUGAUCCAGCUCAGCCAGGUACGCAGAGUUCCCUCAGUAUUUUUUGGGGGUGGUACUCCAAGCCUUGCCAGCCCCCACACUAUUGCUGCAGUACUGGAAGUGAUAUCCAAACAUGCCUAUUUGCCGCACAAUGCUGAAAUCACUUUGGAAGCCAAUCCUACCUCGUCAAAAAGAAGAAAACUGCAGCAGUUCAGGGAUGCCGGAGUCACCCGUCUGUCUGUUGGAUUGCAGUCCCUGGAUGACGGUGACCUGCAGCUCCUUGGGAGGACACACACAGCUUCGGAAGCCCUGGACACAUUAAAGGAGGCCUGUAAACUUUUUCCUAGUCGCACCUCGGUGGAUGUGAUGUUUCGGUCUUCCAGGUCAAAGCCUGGCAGCGUGGCACAGCACCUUAGAGAGGCUUUUGGACCAGUGUGAUGACCAUGUGUCUUUGUACCAGCUGACCUUGGAAAGGGGCACUGCUCUAUUCAGACUAAAGGAGAAGGGCCAAAUCACGUUUCCCGAUCAAGAACUGACUGCGCAGAUGUACGAUGAUGCCAGGCGGAUUCUGCAGCGGGCAGGAUUCUGGCACUAUGAGGUGUCAAACUUUGCCAGGAAUGGUGCCGUCAGCACGCAUAAUAUGUCAUACUGGUUGGGAAAACAGUAUAUUGGAGUUGGACCAGGUGCCCAUGGACGGUUUGUACCUCGGGCCAAGGGGAGGAAAAGGAGGGAAGCCCGUAUACAGACCUUGGAACCAGAACCUUGGAUGAAGGAAGUGAUGGCCAACGGACAUGGCACUCGAAAAGCAACGGAACAAAGUGACUUUGACAUGUUAUCAGAAAUGUUAAUACUGGGUUUACGAAUGGACACUGGGAUAACCCAUGAGCGCUGGAACACACUCAGCUCUAUGGUCCGCUUACCAGACUUGUUUGAUACAUCUCAGGAUUUAAGAGAGCUGCAGAAGGACGGGCUACUGGUGUUGGAUCACAGUGGUCUGCGCUGCUCCUGGAAGGGUCUGGCUGUCCUCGAUGGUCUUCUGCUGCCCCUUUUAUCCCAACUUGAAGAUUUCUGGAAUCAGCAAAUGAAAACG